Molecule: messenger RNA, 3535 nt
Organism: Pelodiscus sinensis (Chinese soft-shelled turtle)
Lineage: Eukaryota; Metazoa; Chordata; Testudines; Trionychidae
Source: RefSeq, a predicted model, not a curated record
UUGAGGUAUUGUUUACAUUAGGGGAAAAAACAAAUCUGUAUUCCAGCAACAAUGCAGCUAUACCAGUGUUGCAAUCAGCUCACACUAGUGUGAUCUGAGUGCUGACAUUUUACCUCUGUAUAAUGAAACUUGCUGUUCCCAGGGCAGUGCUUCGUCCUCAGUAGCACCCGGCACUAGUACAACUGUAUAUUGUCAGAGUAAAGAGCUACACCAGAGAAAGUGUAUACACACUUAACGGAAAGACCUAAAAAUUAAGCAGAACUGGGCAGAAGGUGAGGAAGAAUAGGGCAAAGAGGAGAUUAAGAAACAAGGCAAUUGUAAAAUAUCUUUGAAGGAUAAUGGGGGAAUGGAAACUACUGGAGACUGAAAAGAGUAAUACUUCAUUUCCAACAACUAACCAAAGAUAAUAAACCGGGAUAACAGGGGCUCUUGUCUCUUUAAAUAAAAGUAGCUGGAGGAUGCAAGGAAACAGGAAGAGUAUAUUAAAACAUACACACCCACAAAAGCAAAUAAUGAAGGAUCAGAAGAGUAGGGAGAAGUAGAUUAUUCUGUUUAGCUGCAACCAGUGCAGCUAAACCAGUUCUCCUUUUGGUGCUUUCUUCAGCUCUUUCUGUAGGAUACAGAUUUUACUUAGGAAAUUUCUCAUGGUGAAGUCCCCUUUCCUAAGAACAAGCAAAAAAAAAAAAAAGGAGGGGGGGAGCUUUCUAUCCUAAAGCAGUCAUUAUCUGCCGGAGUCUGAUAGAACAAUGAGAGCUACCCUUUCCAGUUGGGCCUGCUUGUCUUUAAGCCUGUUGACCUGCUCCUGGCUCUGUGUAACAACUGAGAACCAAUGUAAAAUCAGAAAUCAGGUGGCGGACUGCAGUCAUCUAAAGCUGAAGCAAAUUCCUUCAGAUCUCCCAAUUAAUAUAACAGCGUUGGACAUUUCUCAUAACCAGCUGAACAAACUACCACCUGAAAAUUUUACAAAGUACAGCCAGCUUACUUACCUGAAUGCAGGAUCCAACACACUCUCUAAAUUGCAUCCAGAACUGUGUCAAAUCCUGCCCUUGUUAAAAGUUUUGAAGCUUCAACAUAAUCAGUUGUAUGAGCUCACUGACAAUGUUUUUUCUUCCUGUUCCAGCCUGAUGGAGCUCAAUUUAGGGUACAACAUAAUAAAAAUAAAAAACAAUCCUUUUAAAAACCUGAAGAAUUUGAGCAUACUGGAUUUAUCCCAUAAUCGUUUGCUUUCAACAAAAUUAGGAUCUCAAACCCAGUUGGAGAGCCUUCGUGAGCUUGUGCUGUCAGAGAAUCGAAUCACUGAGUUAAAAAGAGAAGAACUAGAUUUUCUUAGCAACACUUCCUUAACUAGGCUUGAUUUAUCAUCAAAUCCAUUAAACAAGUUUCACACAGGCUGUUUACGUGCAAUUGGAAAUCUGUAUGGCCUUGUGCUGAACAACAUGAAACUUAGUGAAAAUGACACAGAGAAACUUUGUUUAGAAUUAUCAGGCACAAGAAUUCAGAAUCUUUCGCUGAGCCAGGUCCAGCUUUCUUGUAUUUACAAGUCAACCUUCCAAGGACUGCAAACAACAAAUCUCACAUCUUUAAACCUUUCCAAAAAUUAUUUGCUCACAAUAGAAAAUGAGUCCUUUGCCGGGCUUUCAAACUUAGAAAAUUUAAAUCUAGAGGAUAAUAAGAUUUAUAACUUGACUUCUCAUUCAUUGUAUGGAUUGUCCAGUGUCAAGUAUUUGAAUCUGAGAAGAUCGCAUGUCAGAAAAAUUGAUGAUUUUGCAUUUCGUUGGCUAAGCCAUUUAGAGGAGCUUCUUCUAGAUGGUAAUAGUUUUCAAGAAAUUACUCCUAAUAUGUUUACAGGCUUGGACAAUCUGAAAUAUUUGAGUCUAUGUAACUGGACCAAUGGCUUACAAAUAAUAACUAAUAAAACGUUUUCAUCACUUGCUAAUUCUACUCUGCAGUUUCUUAAUGUUACAAAAAGUAGAAUCACAAAAAUAGAAAGUGGAGCAUUUUCUUGGUUGGGACACCUAAGAAUUCUUGAUUUGGGACUCAAUGAAAUUAACCAAGUUCUCACAGGUCAUGAGUUUAAAGGUCUGCAAAAUAUUGAGGUUAUCUACCUUUCCUACAAUAAACAGUUGACUUUGACAAGCAAAUCAUUUGCUUUUGUUCCAAGCCUUAGAAAACUUAUGCUACGGAAGGUAGCUUGUAGCAGUCUGGACAUCUCUCCGUCACCUUUUCACCCUCUACAGAAUCUAACCAUCCUGGAUAUCAGCAACAACAAUCUAGCUAACCUAAAAGAUGAUUUGUUUGAUGGACUUCACAGACUUGAAAUUUUGGAUUUGCAACAUAAUAAUUUGGCUCGACUUUGGAAACAUGCCAAUCCAGGAAGUCCUGUCCUUUUUUUAAAAGAUCUUCUUAACCUUCAUGUACUUAAUUUGAAGUCUAAUGGUUUUGAUGAGAUUCCAGUACAAGUUUUCAAGGGUUUGUUUCAAUUAAGAAUCCUGGAUUUAGGAUUAAAUAAUUUGAACUUACUUCCAGCAUCUUUGUUUGAUGAUCAGAAAUCUCUGAAUUCAUUAAUCCUUCAGAAAAAUCUUAUAACAUCUAUUGAAGAAAAAGUGUUUGGGAUAGUUUUCAAGAACCUGAAAGAACUAGAGAUGGAUUCCAAUCCAUUUGACUGUACCUGUGAAAGCAUCUCCUGGUUUGUUAAUUGGCUUAAUGUGACCCAAACAAACAUACCUGGAUUAGAUACCCAUUAUCUUUGCAAUACCCCAUCUAAGUAUCAUAGUACUCUGGUGAUGCAUUUUGACAUUUCACCCUGCAAAGAUAGUGCCCCUUUUAAACUAUUGUAUAUAAUAAGCACCACUUUGAUAAUGCUCCUCAUUUUCAUUGUCAUUCUCAUCCAUUUUGAAGGCUGGAGGAUAGCUUUUUACUGGACUGUGUCAGUGAAUCGAGUACUUGGUUUUACAGAAAUAGACAGGCAACAGGAAGAAUUUGAUUAUGAUGCCUACAUUAUUCAUGCAAGAAGGGACAGGAAGUGGGUGUCCAAGAACUUCAUUCCUCUGGAAAAAAACGAUCAGUCUCAAAUUAGGUUUUGUUUAGAGGAACGAGAUUUUGAAGCAGGCAUAUCUAAAUUUGAAGCCACUAUUAAUAGUAUAAAAAGAAGUCGAAAGAUUAUCUUUGUUGUCACUGAACAUCUCCUAAAAGAUCCCUGGUGCAAAAAGUUCAAGGUGUAUCAUGCUGUCCAGCAAGCUAUUGAGCAAAGUCGGGAUUCCAUCAUACUGAUCUUUCUUCAUGACAUUCCAGAUUACAAGCUGAAUCAUGCCCUUUGCUUGAGAAGAGGAAUGUUCAAAUCUCGCUGCAUCUUGGAUUGGCCAGCUCAGAAAGAACGGGUCAAUGCAUUUCAUCAGCAAUUAAAAAUGGCACUUAAAUCUAGCAGCAAAAUACAUUGAAUUUUUAAAGUAUAAGUUUGAACUCUUAGGACAUUGUAUUUCAGACUGUCUAAAUGGCAACGGCCCUUGUAGGAAAAAAUUAAACCAAUCCACAGUAA